This is a messenger RNA of Psylliodes chrysocephalus, 699 nucleotides long. The record is from the annotation of a GenBank genome assembly. Lineage: Eukaryota; Metazoa; Arthropoda; Insecta; Coleoptera; Chrysomelidae.
AUGAAACAAAAAGUUAUCGCAUCCCUACCAAAACCUGUAGAAACAAAGAAUAGGUUCCAGGUUCUCACAGAGAGCGAAGAGGAAGAUGAACAAAUAAUGGAAGAGAGACUAAAAGCAAGAAAAGAGAGGCGAGAGAAGGCUGAAAACCACAAAAAAUCAUUGGCAGAGAAGUCAACAGUAAAACCUCCCUCAAAAGAUAAAAACGAACCCCCACAAAAGAAAAAAUCGGCAAUGCCACCUAUAGUGCUCGAGGGAGUUCCCGAAGACCACAAAGGGCUGACAGGGGUACUUAGAGAAAUCAUAAAGGGUAACUUCAACGUGAAAUACACGAACAACUCCACCAUAGUAUUCACAGAAGACAAAAGUGACUAUGACAGAAUACUUGAAAAUAUAAAAACUGAAGAGAUGGCGUUCCACACUUACACAAGUAAAAGUGAUAAGUCCCACGCAUUCGUCCUGCGCGGACUAGGGGACGGAACCAAAAUAGAGGAUCUAGAAGAAGAUCUAAUGAUCAACUACGAAAUAAAAACCAGAGCAAUAUACAGGAUGACCACGCGAAACAGACCCCUAUACCUGGUGGUGACAGACCCGUCUAUCACUAUGGAAUAUCUUAACCGGAACGUCAAAGUGGUAUUAUACACCAGAAUUACGUGGGAAUUGAGGCGAUCUACCAAACUUAUUAUUCAAUGCCACAACUGA